ACACAUCUUUGUAGCGAUACUAUCAUUGGCGACAAGUGGAUAUUGACAGUUGCAGAUUGCGUAUACAGCGUAAAAGACUCUGCUUCCUUAACUGUCGCUGUUGGUACCAUCGACAUCACAAAACCUGGAAAAACAUAUGUCGUGUCUUCGAUUAAAAUACACGAAAAAUAUCGGCCUAAUAAUUUUAAGUACAACUAUGCAUUGUUUAUGAUUCAUGGAACUAUUCAAUUUAAUGAUAAUGUUACGGCCAUACCUCUGCCCGAUAAUCCGACCCAGGAAGGGGUCAAUGUCGAUGCAUCAGGAUGGAAACUUAGCAGGGAUACAGAACACACAAACUUUUUACAAGUGAUAAAGGAAAGCACAAUCUCCAACUAUGACUGUAUACUGAGGCACAAAUUCUACAUCGACGAGGAUUCUAUACUUUGCACAGACUAUGAGAAUGAAAUGACCGAAACAGAUUUUUUCCGUGACCACGGUGGCCCAGUUGUUGAGAACAAUCAAGUGGUCGGUCUCGUCAUUUCCUACGUGGAUCCAUAUUAUCAGCUGCCUGGAUUCAACUCCAAAGUUGAGGCCGUUAAGGACUGGAUCCAAUCGAAUAUGAAAUAAUUUUGGAUAUGAACCAUAGAGUGUAAUUUAAUAAAUAUGAUUUUUAUU
Molecule: messenger RNA, 654 nt
Organism: Pieris brassicae (large cabbage white)
Lineage: Eukaryota; Metazoa; Arthropoda; Insecta; Lepidoptera; Pieridae
Product: trypsin-5-like
Exons: 4
Coding region: 208-606 (132 amino acids)
Biological process (GO): proteolysis
Molecular function (GO): serine-type endopeptidase activity
Source: RefSeq, a predicted model, not a curated record